Molecule: messenger RNA, 2340 nt
Organism: Dama dama (fallow deer)
Lineage: Eukaryota; Metazoa; Chordata; Mammalia; Artiodactyla; Cervidae
Product: UDP-glucuronosyltransferase 1A1-like
Exons: 5
Coding region: 84-1682 (532 amino acids)
Molecular function (GO): UDP-glycosyltransferase activity
Source: RefSeq, a predicted model, not a curated record
GCUUUUACUCCUGAGCUUUUACUGCUCAGGUUACCUGAGCUUAGAAUCCAGGCAGCUGGAUUGGUCUGGGCUGCAGUUAUCCGAUGGCUCCUGCAAUGUUAACCGGCUUCUUUCCUCUGUGUGUGUGCCUGCUGCUGACACCAGGCUUCGCUGGGGCGGGCAAGCUGCUGGUGGUACCCAUGGAUGGGAGCCACUGGUUUACCAUGCGUUCAGUGGUGGAGAAACUCUCCCAAAGGGGGCAUGAGAUGGUCCUAGUCAUACCAGAGGUGAGUUGGCACCUGAGCAAUUCAUCCAAUGUUAUAGUAAAGACUUAUCACACGGCUUACACUCUGGAGGAUUUGAACGUUGAAUUCAGGAAAUUCUCUGAUUUUCAGUGGAAAGUUCGGCCACAGAGUCUACUUCCUAUGUUAAUAAGUUCAGCCAACACAGUUUUUGAUUACUUUUUUUCACGCUGUAAGAGCUUGUUUGAGGACAAGAAAUUAGUAAAAUACUUAGAAGAGGGUUCUUUUGAUGCAGUGUUUCUAGAUCCUUUUGAUAUGUGUGGUUUGAUUAUAGCCAAGUAUCUCUCACUCCCAUCUGUGAUCUUCACCAGGGGAGUUUUCUGCCAUUAUUUUGAAGAAGGCACUCAGAGUCCCCUGGCCCUUUCUUAUGUUCCGAGAGCUUUUUUGGAAUUCUCUGAUACCAUGACUUUUGAGCAGAGAGUGUGGAAUCUUAUCCGGCACUUAGAGGAAAGUUUAUUUUGCCACUAUUUUUACAAAAAUGUUGAAGAAAUUGCCUCUGAGAUUCUCCAGACGCCUAUCACAACAUCUGAGCUCUUCAGUCAAGCAUCAAUUUGGUUGUUACGAAAUGACUUUGUUUUGGACUAUCCCAGACCAGUGAUGCCCAACGUGGUCUUCAUCGGUGGCAUCAACUGUCAGGAGUCCAAUCAAAAGCCGUUGUCAGAGGAAUUUGAAGCCUAUGUAAAUGCUUCUGGAGAACAUGGAAUUGUGGUUUUCUCUUUGGGCUCAAUGGUCUCAGAGAUUCCGGAGCAGAAAGCUAUGGAAAUUGCUGAUGCUUUGGGCAAAAUACCUCAGACAGUCUUGUGGCGGUACACGGGGACUCCACCACCGAAUCUUGCGAAGAAUACAAAACUUGUCAAGUGGCUGCCCCAAAAUGAUCUGCUUGGUCACCCAAAGACUCGGGCCUUUAUCACACAUUCCGGCUCCCAUGGUGUUUAUGAAGGAAUAUGCAAUGGCGUUCCCAUGGUGAUGAUGCCCUUGUUUGGUGAUCAGAUGGACAAUGCAAAGCGCAUGGAGACCCGGGGAGCUGGAGUGACCUUGAAUGUCCUGGAAAUGAGUUCGAAAGAUUUAGAAAAUGCCCUGAAAGCUGUCAUCAAUGAAAAAAGCUAUAAGGAAAACAUCAUGCGCCUGUCCAGACUUCACAAGGACCGCCCCAUAGAGCCUCUGGACCUGGCUGUGUUCUGGGUGGAGUUUGUGAUGAGGCACAAGGGGGCAUCCCACCUGCGCCCUGCAGCCCAUGACCUCACCUGGUACCAGUACCACUCUCUGGAUGUGAUUGGCUUCCUCCUGGCGGUCGCGCUGACAGUCAUCUUCAUCACCUUUAAGGCCUGUGCCUUCGCCUUCCGGAAAUGCUUCGGGAAGAAGGAGCGAGCGAAGAAAUCUCAUAAAUCCAAGACACACUGAGAACUGGGUUGGAAACUUUAGAGAAAGGUUAAAUUCAUGUUAUGCCUACUCAAGAACUACUUUCAGAAAAUGACGCCCCAGAGUGUGUUUUGAAAAGUAAAAAUGAUCCAAUCCCUAGUCACAAACACAGGUAGAGAUAUUUGAGUCUCUUUGCUGCUCCCUCCAGUACUUUAAUCUGGACUUCACUUGUCAUCUUUCAAAUGACUUAAGAGAACUGGUAGGUCCUUCCUUCAACCUAUGAUACUUUUCCUGCUCAGAAAUGGGACCUGUUUGGGAGCCGCGUCUUCCUUCCCCUGCCCCCAGGAAUACAUCCAGCAUCUGUAGACACAUUCCCUCACCAAUAACGGCUGGUUCUAAAUUAUGCUUAUGCUUCAGAGAUGUCCCUGUGCAUCUAAAUAAGGAGAUGUCUCUUCCUUGUCCUUGAUGUGCUAUGAAUGAAUGGUAUAGAGUUCUUCUAAGACAGUGUAUGGUUUCUGCCUUUAGUGGGAAAAGAAUGACGUAUAAAAUUGGUGGGUGAUGUGCCUGAGUAGAUAAUCAUUGCUUGUGCCAAACAGAUCUGAAUUUGGAAGAUGCCUAAAUUAUAGUGACUGGAAAGUAUAUUUUUUCUGAUGUGAUAACUAAAAAUGCAUUAAUAAAUUUAUGUCAAUUAUAUUUGUUA